AUGACUGCUGCUGCCACCACCACCUUGAUUUGGAAGCGACGUCACAGAUCCUCAUUCGUUCCACUGUGUAGUAAAGUGGACAAUCAGCCGGCGACUCAACCCUCGUAUCAAUAUUUGCCAGUGUCCUCAGCUUCUGCAGGCUCUGAUCUGUCUGCGCCUGAAGCCCGAUAUCAAGCCUUAUCGUCGGGUAUUGGGCUGUCCGAUAACGUACCUGCACACUUGCCUCUCAGCGCACAACCCUCCGCUGCUAUAUUCACCUCGCACGAGACUCACUGGUCGCCAUUCACCAUCUUAUUCAGAACCGCACUGUCUUCUAUUGUCAUCCGGGAAUCACCUCCUGCAACCUCAACAUCUUUGCCUGUCGCCAGGGCACGUGGAGGUCGAGCAUCGCAUGUGGAGGCAGCCAACACCAAGCCUGUACCCUCAGCUGACCCCAACCUGGCAGAAUUGGUAAAAUCAAAAGCAUAUCUGGAGGAAGACUUUCACAAAAACAAACUUGUCGCCGCAAGAAUGGCGGAUACAGUUGAUGAAGUAGAUCGUGGCGGUGACGACGGCGUGGAUGUAAAUUCCCGGUCCGAACAUGACCCUUCUCGAGACACGGCAGUUCCGGACCUGGCGACACCACAACAACUUGGCAAUGGAUUCUUUGUUCUUCCCUCAGGCUCCUUGUCGCGGCCAACUACUCGGUCUAUAUCCAGAUUUCAGAGUGUCUCGAGCGUGACCGAAUCAGGUCCCAAGACAGAUCCCAAAACAGAACUUCUGAGUAGGCUGCGAAGUGCGUCCUCCAAGGCCUCUGGAGGUGGUACAGCUUCGAGCUUGGAGGAUUCGAGAGAUAUUAAGCGCCGAGGAGAAGGUGAUGAAGAAGAAAAAGUGAUGGAGGAGGUUGUCGUGCGCCCUCCGACCAAGAAGCGCAAGUUGACCACGUCCAACGAACUUUCGACACGUGAGCAAUCGCAAACCGCUACCCGUCGCUCGGCGAGGAUCAACCCGCAGAAUGAAGAUCUCCGGGAAGGAACCCCGCAAGUUGCCGAACUGAAUAGCGCUGGUGGUUCAGCACGCAGCAAGCACAGAAAGCCACCGGUGAAGCCCCGGAGAAUGCCUCUACGACGCUCGGCACGGCUCUCCAAACCCCUGACCGAGUUCCACAUGUAUGCAAAUUUACCUCCCGAGCUCAAGAUAUGUGUCUGGGAAGCCGCUGUUACUCCUCGCGUGGUUUAUAUCCGCAAUCGAGCCUCGAUCGCCUGGAACUUUCCGUUCACGAAUGACGUUCAGAACUCACAGCCCAAGUGGUUUAUGACCACAAAAAUCUCGGCUGAAGUGGCGAAGAGCUCGUAUGUGAAUAUGUUUGCAUUGCAUUCCCCCGACGACGAUCGAACCAGUCAAGUCGUCAAUCCCGAAACCGAUAUCAUUAUCCUUGAGCCUUGCUGCAGCGGUUGCAGAGGGCAUUAUUGCACUCGCCAUCAGUUCAGCGACGAUGACCGCUCUGCAGUCCGGUCUAUGGCGGUCCAGACGGAGCCUCGUGGAUUGCCUCUGAUGGCUCUGCCCUGCUGGGAGAGCAUCAGCAAUGCGUGGCGUAACCUGGAGACACUCUAUCUUAUGAAGGAACCUCUGAGAGGUAACCACAAAGAGGAGAAAGCCAUUCUUCGUAUCACAGAAGAGAGUCGUGAGGUGGAACUGCGGAAGAAGUUCGACGAGUGGAAAAAGGGCAACGGCAAGGAUAAGAAGAUCACGAAGCUCGAGUUUGUGGUUGUGGUGAACAAGGAGACGGAGCCCAAGGCUCUCAAGAACAGAUACAAGGAUGUCAAGAAUCGUAACACUGGAUUGCCCGAGGACGUGAUCAUCGGAUAA
Molecule: messenger RNA, 1848 nt
Organism: Pseudomassariella vexata
Lineage: Eukaryota; Fungi; Ascomycota; Sordariomycetes; Amphisphaeriales; Pseudomassariaceae
Exons: 2
Coding region: 1-1848 (615 amino acids)
Source: RefSeq, a predicted model, not a curated record